UACAGCUUUUUAAUCGUGUUGGGCAAGCUAGGUCCACUUCCUCAACUAUCACCCAUCUUUUUCCUCACCUCUUUUUGAAACGAAUACUAUAAUUGCUUCAUACUUUUACCACCCCUGUUCACACAAAUAUAUAUUUAGCAUUGGUCAUUUGGCUCGUUUCUUAAAAAGAAGUUGAUGAGCUUGUGAAUUAACAUGGUUGUGGCUAUGGAUGAACAACAUCAACACCAACACCAACUAUCAAAGCCAUCAUCAUCAUCGUCGUUAUCGUUGUCGUCGCCGUCGAUCGAAAUAAGAGGAGAUGAAGAUCUAGGAGAAAGAGCAAAGAGAGAGGAAGAUGAAGAUCAAGUGAUUCUUGAUUCACAAGAGAGAGCAAAAGAAAAGGCAAAAGCACAUCUCACUUUCUUGGGGAGGCAUAGAUUGUCUGCAUCCAUAUCUUAUCUCAAUAACCAAAUCAACAUCAUUCAGGAAGAGCUGAAUGAACUAGAGACAGUAGGUCAAUCCUCCAUUUUGUGCAAAGAACUUCUUUCAAGCCUUGAAAACAUUCCAGAUCCACUGCUUCCCAUGACCAAAGGUCCGGCAGAUGUCAACUGGGAUCGUUGGUUCCGAGGAGUCCACAACUCCCGAGGCCAUAAACGCUGGAUCUGAGGAUACACAUUGGUGUCGUUUAGUUCUAUUUGGACAGCCAAAGAGUGAUUCAAUCAAUGUUCGCUUUACUUUCAACAACCAUUUUGGUUUCAUAUACGAUUACAGAUAAAGAAUGAACAAUCAAGAGCUAUUCUCCCGUUUUACUGUAAUUGAUUUCACAUCCACUGAUGAUUGAUGGGUUUAGCUUGACGUUGUAAUAAAUAAUAGCUCGGGUAAUAAACUGUGUUUUUUUUUACUACUUUUCAUUUGGGGGUGAGCAGAUUCAAACUCUAGACCUCAACAACAGAGAUAGGGGCAUAAAU
Molecule: messenger RNA, 947 nt
Organism: Morus notabilis
Lineage: Eukaryota; Viridiplantae; Streptophyta; Magnoliopsida; Rosales; Moraceae
Product: guanine nucleotide-binding protein subunit gamma 2-like
Exons: 4
Coding region: 193-645 (150 amino acids)
Source: RefSeq, a predicted model, not a curated record